Sungouiella intermedia is the source of this 2241-nucleotide messenger RNA. The record is from the annotation of a GenBank genome assembly. NCBI's taxonomy places the organism in Eukaryota, Fungi, Ascomycota, Pichiomycetes, Serinales, Metschnikowiaceae.
AUGUCCUUCUACAAAUACAAAGACUUGAUCGAAGAGGGCGAUCUCGUCCUCGCAUUCGUGUCUCGUGGCCUCAUAAAGCCCUUUACAGUCACCAAGGGUCAGCUCCUCAACACCCGGUUCGGAAACUUCGAGCAUGACAAGAUGAUCGGCAUGAAGUUUGGAACCCAAAUGGGUGGUGUUAAAGACCGUGGGUUCGUCCACCUUCUUCAUCCUAGUGCCGAGCUCUGGACAGUUUCACUUCCCCACAGAACCCAAAUCGUGUAUACGCCUGACUCGUCGUACAUUGUACAGCGACUUGGAAUCACCAGUGGAAGUCGAGUCAUCGAGGCUGGAACAGGUUCAGCAUCGUUCACCCACGCAUUUGCCCGUACUUUAGGAGCAACCGGACGUCUCUUUACUUACGAGUUCCACGAGCCCCGGUUUUUGGAAGCCAAGCGGGAAUUGGAAGAGCAUGGUCUUCUACAAGAGAACACUAUCAUCACUCAUCGAGAUGUAUGCAAUGGAGGCUUUGACAUCGAGACGUUGCCAGAGAAAUUUGGGUCCGAGAUCGCCUGUGACGCCAUCUUCUUGGACUUGCCAUCUCCCUGGACUGCCAUUCCGCACCUCAAGUCGGUGGUGUCUCAAACUUCGAAGGUGGGCAUCUGCUGCUUCAGUCCAUGCAUUGAGCAGGUGGAUAAAACCAUCGAGGCCCUUGAAGAAAACGGCUGGACAGGAAUAGAAAUGGUAGAGAUUGCUGGAAGACGCUGGGAGGCACGUAAGGAAAUGGUCCGUGACCUCAAAGACGUGGUUGCAAGACUCAAAGACAUUCAGGGCAGAAAAUCCCAAGGCAUUGAGAGCAGAAGAGUUGUUAAGGUGGAUGGCCAGAGCCAUAUUGGUGACAAGAGAAGCAUUGCCGAGGUGGACAGCGAAAUAAGUUCACCAGAGCCUUCCUCAAAGUCCAAUCGGGUCAAUCCAUUUGGAAAAGGCUUGAGAAUCAAGGAAGGUGACGAGAUGUUCCAGUGGAAGCAGGUGACCAAGAUCGAGCCUGAAAUCAAGACUCAUACUUCUUACUUGACGUUUGCAUACUUGGUUCCAGAAAAAAUUCUUGACCAGGGUACUGGUUUUGUGAAAAUCGGCAGGGCCGGAACAAACUUUCCAGACUACACAUUUCCUUCACUUGUAGGAAGACCCAUAUUGAGAGCGGAGGAAAGAAACGCUUUGGUACCAGAUGACAUCGAAAUCAAGGACAUAAUGUGCGGCCAGGAGGCCAGUGAUGUUAGAUCCUUGUUGCAAAUCAGCUACCCUAUGGAGAAUGGUAUCAUUAAGAACUGGGAGGAUAUGGAACACUUGUGGGACUACGCAUUCUACGAGAAAAUGAAGAUUCCUACCCAGGGCAAGAAGAUCUUAUUGACCGAGCCACCAAUGAACCCAUUGAAGAAUAGAGAGACCAUGUGCAAUGUUAUGUUUGAGAAGUACCAGUUUGGUGGCGUUUAUGUCGCCAUCCAGGCCGUUUUGGCCUUAUAUGCUCAAGGUUUGUCCUCGGGGGUGGUUGUGGACUCCGGUGAUGGUGUGACCCACAUUGUGCCCGUGUAUGAGUCGGUAGUGUUGAACCAUUUGACCAGAAGAUUGGACGUGGCCGGAAGAGACGUGACAAGAAACUUGAUUAACUUAUUGUUGCGCCGUGGAUAUGCAUUUAACAGAACAGCAGACUUUGAAACGGUGCGCCAGAUUAAGGAGAAGUUGUGCUACGUUUCCUACGAUUUGACUUUGGACACCAAAUUGGCAACAGAAACAACCACAUUGGUCGAGUCAUAUGAGUUGCCAGACGGCAGAGUCAUCAAGGUGGGUUCGGAGAGAUUUGAGGCUCCAGAAUGUUUGUUCAACCCCAACUUGGUGGAUGUGGAGCAGGCUGGUGUUGGUGAGACUCUCUUCAACACAAUACAAUCUGCUGAUGUUGACAUCAGAUCUUCGUUAUACAAAGCCAUUGUGUUGUCAGGUGGUUCUUCCAUGUACCCUGGCUUACCCUCCAGAUUAGAGAAGGAAUUGAAGCAAUUGUGGUUGACCCGCGUUUUGCAUGGAGAUGCUACUCGGUUGGAGAAGUUCAAGGUGAGAAUCGAGGAUCCUCCAAGAAGAAGACAUAUGGUGUUCAUUGGAGGUGCUGUCUUGGCCAACAUCAUGGCCGACAAGGACCACAUGUGGAUCAGCAAACAGGAAUGGGAGGAACAAGGUUCUCGUGUGUUGGAGAAGCUUGGUCCUCGCUAG